AUGUCUUCCCUCAUUGUGUUGGAUAUUGCACAAAACACUAUCUCCGGUGAUAUACCCACUUGCUUUGGUAAUAUCAAAACCCUACUUUUCAACAAUGUCUCACGCCACAAACUUUCUUUUGAAUUUCUUUCAUCAUCUCCUGGUCGUUACUUAAUCAAUGAUGACAGUCUUGAAUUGGUUACUAAAGGUCAAAUAUUAGAAUAUGAAAAAAACCUACAUUUUAUGACCUUAAUUGAUAUGUCAAGUAACAAUUUGUCCGGAACAAUACCUCCACAGAUGUUUAGUCUCAUUGGAUUGCAUUCCUUGAAUUUAUCCAACAACAAAUUAGCAGGAGAAAUACCAAAUGAGAUUGGAAAUAUGAAAAACUUGGAGUCCCUCGAUUUUUCAACAAACCAACUUAGGGGAGAAAUUCCUGAGAGCUUAUCCAAAUUAUCCUUUUUGGGUUACUUGAACCUGUCAUUCAAUGAUUUGACAGGCAAAAUACCAUCAGGAACACAACUUCAGGGAUUCAGUGCACUUAGUUACAUGGGCAAUCAUGAUCUUUGUGGACCCCCACUUACCAAAAUCUGCUUUCCAGAUGAUGAACAUAAAGACAGAGAGGUUGUGCAUGAAGGUGGAAAUCAAUUUAAAUUUUUGACAUGGUUUUACAUCGGAAUGGAAUCUGGAUUUGUAACAGGCUUUUUAGGAGUUUGUUCUUCACAUGAGGACCGUGCUGCAAUAGUUUGCUUCUUGGAUCGCCAUGAGAUUAAAGAGGAACCAAUGAAUAAACUGUUAGGCGAUUUCGGCAAGCAUACCGAAUCGUUCAA
Vigna umbellata (rice bean) is the source of this 806-nucleotide messenger RNA. The record is from RefSeq and is a predicted model, not a curated record. NCBI's taxonomy places the organism in Eukaryota, Viridiplantae, Streptophyta, Magnoliopsida, Fabales, Fabaceae.